UGAAACUCACUUUACCUGUUUGCGGAACACCAGCCACGAUCCUGCCCAUCGCGGGUCCCUCAGCCGGUGGGCUCGGGGAUUUUGUCAAAGGCAAGAAAAAGCCUUAAGUAUUUAAACAUGUUGGACCAUGCACGCAGCCAUCCCCCGCCUUGCGGUUUUUUUUUUUUUUGUCCCCUCCCUCCUUUUCCUUUUCUUUUUACCAAAGUAUAUUCAUCAAACUGCUGAGUUGGAAAGAUUUGUAAUGAGUUUUUGAGCUGUACGACUGUGUUUUUCCCCCCCUCUCCCCCCGCCCUCUCCCUCUUUCUAAAUCUUCAUCUGACAUUAAAUAAAGCAAAUCCCAAACAGAUUAACUGUCGCACGGUUCUGCUCCGUCUCCUCAGUCUGUUCCCAGGUCUGGCGCGGGACCGGGCGGCGGCGACGGCAGAGGCGGCGGCGGCGGGAGAUGCCCGGGCGGCCGGCCGAGGCCCAUGUGGCGCGCUAGGUGGGACCCUGGCGUCCUGAAGGCCGAGGCCCUGGCCCUGCUGCCCUGCGGCCUGGGCAUGGCGUUCUCCCAGGCCCACGUGAUGGCCCCGCGCCGGCACCAGCACGGGCGGCUCAUCAUCGAGGUGGACGAGUACAGCUCCAACCCCACGCAGGCCUUCACCUUCUACAACAUCAACCAGGGCCGCUUUCAGCCUCCGCACGUGCAGAUGGUGGACCCCGUGCCUCACGAUGCCCCCAAGCCGCCCGGCUACACCCGCUUCGUCUGCGUGUCCGACACCCACUCCAGGACAGACCCCAUCCAGAUGCCGUACGGCGACGUGCUCAUCCACGCCGGCGACUUCACGGAGCUGGGCCUCCCCAGCGAGGUGAAGAAGUUCAACGAGUGGCUUGGCAGCCUGCCCUACGAGUACAAGAUCGUGAUCGCCGGCAACCACGAGCUGACCUUCGACCAGGAGUUCAUGGCCGACCUCAUCAAGCAGGACUUCUACUACUUCCCGUCCGUGUCGAAGCUGAAGCCGGAGAACUACGAGAACGUGCAGUCGCUGCUGACCAACUGCAUCUACCUGCAGGACUCGGAGGUCACGGUGCGGGGCUUCCGGAUCUACGGCUCCCCGUGGCAGCCCUGGUUUUAUGGCUGGGGCUUUAACCUCCCGCGAGGACAGGCCCUGCUGGAGAAGUGGAACCUCAUCCCCGAAGGCGUGGACAUCCUCAUAACCCACGGACCCCCGCUGGGCUUCCUGGACUGGGUCCCCAAGAAGAUGCAGCGGGUGGGCUGCGUGGAGCUGCUCAACACGGUGCAGAGGCGCGUCCAGCCGCGGCUGCACGUCUUCGGCCACAUCCAUGAAGGGUACGGUGUCAUGGCGGAUGGGACCACCACCUAUGUGAAUGCGUCCGUGUGCACCGUGAACUACCAGCCCGUGAAUCCACCCAUCGUCAUCGACCUGCCCACGCCCCGGAACUCCUGACUGCCCCCGCUGUCGCGGCCCUCCCACCCGCUGCAGCUGCGUGUGCCUGGCUGAGAGCACGGACCCCCGCCCCCUCCCAUGCAGACACCCCGCCGGGCCGCGGGGACCAGCCCGCAGGUGCACCGAGGCCUUGGAAUGAAGCACCUCGCCCCUGACGCUCCAGCCCCUGUCACCUGGAGUCGGGACCCGUGGGUCUUGGGGGUUCUGUGUUCGUUGCUGUUCCCGCGUGGACAUUCCGUGUCCCUCGGUGCAGGACCGGCCAGCGGUGGCCUGUUGUGCUGGGGAAGGGCCUGCGCUUCAUCCUUCGCCGCCGGCCGCCUUCGU
Molecule: messenger RNA, 1772 nt
Organism: Myotis daubentonii (Daubenton's bat)
Lineage: Eukaryota; Metazoa; Chordata; Mammalia; Chiroptera; Vespertilionidae
Gene: MPPED1
Product: metallophosphoesterase domain containing 1
Molecular function (GO): hydrolase activity
Source: RefSeq, a predicted model, not a curated record